GUCGCACCAGAGCUCAUGAUUCUAAUCGUACCGUACGAUUACCGUUACAAUCACCACCAACACAAUCAUUACAAUUGUGAUUAUUUGUCACCUCAUCGAACGAUCUGAGCAGCAGGAAUACGUGCGGUAGAUGGUAGAGGGAAAAUUUCGACCGGAUCGCAACCACUUCCCUAUAAUCAGCAGCAGUAGCAAUACCAUUAGCAGCAGUAGCAGCAACAAGGUUGAUGACGAAAGCGACGCUCAACCAAACAAAAUGAAAUCAUCGGAUUUAGAGUCGGCAGUCGGCAACGAUGCCAACACCGACAGUAGUUUCUCCUCCAAUGCGCAUGCUUCUACUGUUGAACACUUGGCGUCGGAUACUGUGUCGGCUGUGAGGGCUUUUGUAGAAGCUUUGCGGAUCGAGUUCCAGGCCGAUGCACGACUUCCAACAAAACUGCGGCCAACGAUGAUACCUCUCUACACAAGAAUGAAAGAACGCGGUAUUGUCGAACAAGUUCGCGCAAUUUGCCUCCGAGAACAAAUAGAAAUGUCGCCAUCACUAAAGCCAGUAGAUCAGAAGAAGGAGUGUAUCGAUUGCGAUAGCAAGCACGAAGAGAACGAAGAUAUUAGGGAAGGCCAAAGCGACUCGUUUCGGCGAGAGCGCCACAGCAUCAUGCUGGAAGUUGCACUGCCUCUCGCUGAAGUGUUGGCCAGGUGUUACAAUGUAUUGGACGCUCUCCCAGACGAGAAACCACAAGUGCACUCCAAUGACCCAAAGAAGCCGAGUUCUAUUCCGAAGGCUCGUCAUCGGAACAACAGAAACCGCCCAAAACCACCCCGAGGAAUGUUAUCCAUUCAAGACUAUACUGACGUGGCUUGCUUGCUCGAAUUCAUGGUGUGUACCGGAAUACUUCCCUCCUUCGACGAAUUAAAAUGGGAAUCGGGAUCGAUGGGUACAGAGUGUACCAACAAGAACCAAGCGACAACACCCACGUCUUCCUCUAUCAUCGAGGAACGAAUACGAACAAAGUUGCCAAAAUCAUUGGCGGGGCGGAUACCCAAAAACGCUCUGCGGUGGGGGAUACUUUUGCCAUCGUUGUCAAGAUCAUCGAUGUCGAAGAGAGCAUCCAAUGACUUGUCACUUCUUGUUCAUACCACCGAAACAGUGGCAAAGUUGGUUUUGUUGGAUCGCUUCCGACCAAUGUUAUUUCCGAGGCACGUGGUCGAUCUCUACGAAGCGAUCUUUUGGGCGGAAUUUCAUGCGGCCAACGGGAUCGGGUCAAAGCAAGGGCGCACCAGCCAAAGGGAAUCGAGCGAGGAUGUGACUACAGACAACGCAGGGCAAAAAAACAGCAUGCACAAAAAGAAUAUUGUUGAUACAGAAUUUUAUCGGGUUUUGGGAUUGUCGCUGCCAUCAUUCUCGUGUCCGCCGUCUACAGAAGGUAGGACAAAGAUAACAGCUGCUGUAGUCGAUCCAACCGUUCGAGCUUCAGCCUACCAAACAUUGCUAUCGCCAUCGUGUUCGCUAUCACAAGGUACAAAAAGCCAAAACACGUGGCUUCGAAGGCGUAUCUCGGCACUCCUGACGGAAUUGGCCACACGUGAUGUUCGGGGACUGGCAGCAAUCGUCACCGUUUUUGUGCCGGUGGUUUCUUCAUCAAACGAUCAAACCUCAUUGAUAAGCGGCGCUGCAAAGCGGUUGGGUCGAACUUUGGUAGCUAUGACUUCGUUUUCUUCGUCAUCGAACGAACAAGAACAAAGGGAAAAGGGGGCAAUGCAAGGGAGUCUUUGUCAUCAACUUUUAGCUUUGCUCACAAGUGCCUUUCCAGUGAUAACCGAGACCGCUGGAACGAGUACUAUGAGUAGGAACAUGGUCAUCCCACCUCGUUCCAUGGCAGUGAUUCAAACUGCUUGGGCCGUGUUGGAACAACUGUCACAACAAGUGAUCGACGAUCACAUCUUGGGGGCAUGGGCAAAUCGAUUGUUUUACAGUGAUGACAUGAGGGUGAAUAUGACAUGUGGAAACAGCAUCCAAGGAACAUUUAUACAUCAGAGUAUUCGACAAAUCGGUGCGCUUUGCGCGUUUGUACCUCCCCAUUCAAGUUCUGCUCUCAGGAUAUUGCAACAAAUGUUUCUGGACAGGAACUCUUUUCCCAACAAAAUUUCAAUCUCGAGCUGUGAUAACAAAAAUGAUAAGAGCAAUUGCAAUAUUUUAGGGCAAAUCCUUCGCGUGGCAAUGCUCACCUCCCCUUCAUUGGGAGAAACAAGCCCGUCGGCUUCCAAAGAUGCCGAGUGGACCCUUCUGUGGCUCACACAAGCCCUUUACGGCGACGAUGAGAAAUUUCGAGACCGCAUCGUAGAUGCAUGGAUUUCUGCGCUGGUACCCACAGAAUGGGACUUGGAAGGCUUCCGGUUCGUUCGCACAACUCGUGCACCAAAGGCGUUGAAUAGCGGCAUCGGUGCAGAAUUCUUAGAAAUAAAACACCACCAUCGGUUAGAAGAUCGAAGCGAGAUUGAAGACUUUGCUGCGUUGGUUGAAUCCACUACCGAGCGCGCAGAGUUUUUCGUAAACAAUGUGCUUGUCGUCUUGGCACCCAAUACUUCAAUCAAAUGCACUGACAAUAGUGACGCCAAAAUGAAACCCAGUCAGUCUACGCCGCUAUCACAGGGGCUGCCAUCAAGAAUAUUUAGAUUGCUUCUGCGUGAAUACAUCUCGUGCGAAGAGAAACACCACACUGGCAUGAGCAGCAGCAGCGCAACAUCGAGAUUAGUUGCUACCAUUCUCUUGCCCAUUUUGUGCGAGAAAUGCCCACAAGAGCAACUGUUGUUUGGAGAGAACCGAGAAAAUAUGAUCGGACUGGUUAGUCUUAUACGAGAAGUAUUGUCAAAAUUAGCAGCAGCACCUUCUGAUCUGUGCGCCAGUACUGGAACCGACGAGAAAAGUAACGAAGAGUACACCAAUCGAUACGAAUUCUUGAAAUCCAUAGCAUCCAUCCUUUUGAGCAUGCUAAUCGCUGUAAUGGAACUCGGUUCAAAACUUUGGUCUUUGGAGGAAGAAGAACUUCUUCGGUCCUUUCUUCCAAUACUCAAACCAUUGUCGCUUCCAAUUGAUAAACAUGACCGAAACAACAAAGACGAGAUGCGCGAGUAUGCAGCAAUGGCCGAUAUGGCGGCAUACGCCAUGGCAAUGAUUGCUUGCCGUGGAUCAAACAAUUCUGAGCUCCAAGAAGGGGACAUGGACACAACGACCCAAAAAAUCCUUUCCCAUUCAAAGGAGGACCGUCUGCGAAAUAUUCUGAAGGAUGCCGAGGCGGACCUCGGAUCUACGCAACCGCCAAUACGAGCGAGAGGAAUGGUUUCGCUAGGAAAACUGGCUCGUGGUUUUGCAGGAACACUGUCGAGUACACAGACGAUUCCGAAGCUAGUCAUGGAGCUCGAUGAAGCCGGAGAAGUGUUGGGGGGCGACAGGGCGCAUGAUUUCUGGGUAUACGAAGUCCUACGUUUGUCAAUGAUCGCCCUUGGUGACUCCGAAUCAUAUGUCUAUCUGGCCGCGGUGCAGACCAUCGUUGCGGUCGGUGACCUGUGCCCCCGGCAUAUUCUUCCGCUCAUUGCCUCCGCAAUUGUCGUAGGGGAGCUUGAUUCUCUUUCAGUAUCAAAAAAUAGCAUCAAUGCAACACCAAUUCGUUUGUCACAAGAGCAAAUCAUCAAGUUGACCGAAGCGCUCAUUUUUAUUAUUCGCAGAAGGGCCGUUACUGAUGAGUACGUUCCAAUUAUAGUCAACCUGAUGCUCCAUGGAACGGCAAUAAUCGAGAAGGACGAAGCUGUGAAAGCUGCCCGCAUUACUGAAAAAGAAAAGAAAUUGAUACACAGAGAAACAGCCAAAUACUUUGAAACCAGUGUUAGCGACGACGAGUUGAACCAAAAAGAGUUGUGGGAAGAGAGGGAUGUGCUCCUAAAGACGGGCGGCCCUGUUUUUGAUGUAGAGGAAACAGAGGUUGUGCGGUCCCUGCGGAUCUCGAUUUUAUCGGAACUCUUGGCCGAGUCUUCGUCGGCAGCCUUUGCGCCUUUCCUAAAAGCGAUUGUCCGUCUAGUUGUCGAUGCUCUCCAGCUACAGUCUCAUUCAAGGGCAGUGACUAGAUCGGCAGCGCUUCUGGCAAGGGAAGUUUAUGCGAAGGUGCUGUCGGAAGGCUGGGACCUGUCCAACGCGUUGGCCGCUGGCGGGGUUGUAGAUCGUUCAUCUUGUGCAGUCAUUCCUGUUUCAGUGGCUCUGGUAGCUAGUGGUGAGGAGGAAGUCUUGUGUGCCAUUCUCAAAAAAGGAAGCAGUGACUCAAUCUCCAAGGCCACGGACCCCACCCUGGUGAGUCGGUGCCGGGAAGCUCUUGACCUCAGGGUUCAAGCCGAAGAAACAGGGAUAUUCACUGCCGCCAUCCUGGUCUUGGAGGAAGACAAAAAGCUUGGCGAAUUGCCAGGAAUAUUCCGUGAGUUGAUAUCGGUUGGAGGGGAAUCAUCACUUGGCAUCGACGGCGAAAAAAAUAUUUUUCAGCUAAAUCCAAUUGAAAUGCUAGAAUAGAUAGAACAAAGAACAAAUCAUGCCUGUGAAUCGCAAUUGAUGUUUUCCUUUACUUCAAAUGUUUCAUAGCGUCGAAUGGUGGUAGAACCGUAGUAACAAAUUUUGUUUUGACGACCCAAGUAAGGAUAGAAAUCAAUGCUCAUGUUCAUUAUCUCUAUCCUUCCAAAACUAAAUGUAUUCCUCGCAGUGAAUUUUUAGUUGCCCUAAUGGAACGCAACACUACGACAAAGUACUGGGUAUGUUAUGCUCAGGAAUAAAAGAAAUCAUUUUUAUUGCAUUUUUUUUUUCGUGGAAAGAAAACUACAAAACAAAAGAAGGCCAAGUUUUAAUUGAGCAACCAGAGGAUAACUUUUCUCCAAUGAUCAUCUAUGAUGAUGAUAUGAUCUUGGUGGUGGAUGGUUCAAAAGUUGUACUGGCAGUAAUUCUUCGUCAGAGAUGGCGCUAAUACGGAGUCCAAAGUAUUUCAAUAGUUGCAACAUAGUUCGCGAAUAGAUUUUAGUUGGUUUUCGUUUGUAUUCGCACCAGGGUAUUGGUCUUUACCAUUCACUAUCUAUAUUUUCUAAUUAGAACACGACGCACCCUGAGGCUCUUCGAUAUUUCUUCGUUCAACAAAUGGUUGUUAGUUGAGUUUCGUUACAUUCUUAUUUCGACUUGGAUUUUUUGGACGCCGUUUUGGCCUGGAGUUCCGACAAUAUUCCGCUUACGGACAAACCAAUACCGGACCAUCCCGUCAGCGAGAGCGAAUGCCCCUUGAGGAAGAUAGACAGCAAGACAGAGAAAAUCUUGCGCGUUGUGGUUACCGUCGAAAGGAUGAGAGGAUCGAAGUUGGCGAUCGUGUAGAAAAUAAAGGACUGGCCGACGGCGGAGCAGAGAGCAAAUCGAGCAAUCUUUGACAUGAUUUCUGGAUUUGCCAAUAAAAAGGCUCCCCCGGUUGCAAUUUCUCCACAAAGUCCAGCAAUGACGACGGCUGUCAAGCACAUAAAGAGGUUCGUCCAAAACAUGAAAUCAUAUGGCUUGGGCUUGACACCAACCUUUGCAGUUUCUGUUUUGAGGCGUUUCUGGAAUCCGGCUGUUACGCCGUCCAAUACCAGAGACAAGACAAUGUAAAAGACACCCAUCAACGAGUUGUCUCCGCCAGGUCCUUUCUUUUUACCCAUUGAGACAAUGGCGGUUCCUCCAAUGAUAGCUGCAACCUGCAGAUACUCUCGGAUACUGUAGGUCGCCCCUCCCAACAAAAGAGACCCAGCCAUGACCGGUGCCAUCUUUCCGGACUUGGCAAGGGUGGCGACCGGAAAGGAAAGGCCAUUGGCCAAUGCCAAGCUAGUGCAAGCCUUCGCAGACACCUGAGCGGCCCCGCUGAUUCCAAACAUUCGAAGAGGGAUUCCUUUGGUGGGUCCGGUCAACUGCAUGCCCAAAAAUCCAACAAUGACGUUUGCGAGCGCCUCCAUUACCUGAAGAAACCAUGCUUGCUUAAAGGAAUUCMCAUCAGGAGAAACAUAGCGAAAUACAUCUUCCUGCAGGGAUCCAUAAUACAAAAAGGCGGCAUAAAUACCGCCGGCGCCGAUGAGCAGCUUUACGCUGUCGGGAAGGCCGGUCUUGUCGGUCGGUGCCGAAACGGAGGAAUCACCACCCAUGAUUGCAGUGAC
Molecule: messenger RNA, 6195 nt
Organism: Pseudo-nitzschia multistriata
Lineage: Eukaryota; Bacillariophyta; Bacillariophyceae; Bacillariales; Bacillariaceae
Source: the annotation of a GenBank genome assembly